CCACAAUCUUUUAUCACCGAUAACCAUCAUCUGCUAGCAUCAUGCCACCUUCAACCCCAAGGCUGUUUCUUAUUCGACAUGGUGAAACAGAAUGGUCCUUGAAUGGACGGCACACUGGAACAAGCGAUAUUCCUCUCACAGCCCGGGGAGAGGAACAAAUCAAGUCCAGAGCACACAUCUUGGUCGGCGAAGGCAAACCAAUUGAUCCACAAAAUCUCUGCGUUGCCCUCGUAUCUCCCCGCCAGCGAGCCCACAGAACAUUCCACUUGUUAUUCGAACAUAUACCCGAGUUCCCGGACCACAUCAUUGAUGUGUCCGUUAGAGAGUGGGACUAUGGGCAGUACGAAGGCUUGUUCAAGCAUGAAAUUCUCGACAGAGACCCCAAUUGGACCAUCUGGAGAGAUGGCUGUCCUGGAGGCGAGAGUGCUCAGGAGAUGUGCGCUCGCGUUGACAGUGUGAUUGCCCAGGUUCGAGAGUACCAUAGAGAAUACUUCGAAGAGGGCAAGGGAACGCGUGACGUAUUGAUUGUUGCUCAUGGCCACUUCAAUCGUGUCCUCAUUUCCCGAUGGAUGAGAUUCGAACUUGCUACAGGGACUCAUUUCAACGUGGAACCCGGAGGAGUUUCUGUCCUGAGCUAUAAUCACAGUUCCCUCGAUGAACCAGCUUUGAAUGCUCUGAAUCUUUAUGCUGACCUCAAGUAGACUCUCCGUUGUAUGCUGUAGGAUGUAGAUCGUGUUGUUUCGAUAAAAAUGGGUGGUUCGGUGACGGCCGGCGCCGAGCGGGACGCGUCCCGUGAUUGGCAAUGUUAUAUUUUCUGGUUGUAAUUUUAUUCCUUCUGCACUCG
Suillus paluster is the source of this 844-nucleotide messenger RNA. Its product is annotated as histidine phosphatase superfamily. Bases 42 to 701 code for a protein of 219 amino acids. The record is from RefSeq and is a predicted model, not a curated record. NCBI's taxonomy places the organism in Eukaryota, Fungi, Basidiomycota, Agaricomycetes, Boletales, Suillaceae. Gene Ontology annotation, molecular function: sedoheptulose-bisphosphatase activity. The transcript is spliced from 9 exons. Gene Ontology annotation, biological process: ribose phosphate biosynthetic process.